Messenger RNA from Carlito syrichta (Philippine tarsier), 1653 nucleotides. RefSeq names its product microtubule-associated tumor suppressor candidate 2-like. Gene Ontology annotation, molecular function: microtubule binding. The transcript is spliced from 9 exons. The record is from RefSeq and is a predicted model, not a curated record. Bases 220 to 1266 code for a protein of 348 amino acids. Gene Ontology annotation, cellular component: nucleus; cytoplasm. Lineage: Eukaryota; Metazoa; Chordata; Mammalia; Primates; Tarsiidae.
GAACGCAGCCGCCCUGCGCUCUCCUCCUCCUCCUCCUCUCUGUUCCUCUGGCUCCCGGAUUCCUGAAGUUAUUAGGAGAAAUAAGGUAGCCGAGGGGACCCCAUGGAAGUUGUGACAGCUCCCGGCGGCGCGCCCCUUUCGCGUGCGCCGGGACUCGGCUUAGGACUUGCCCGCUGUCUCGUUGAAUGAAGGAGGGCCCCUGCCCGCCAGCCUGCCGGGAUGGGCCACUGCUGCUGCAAACCUUAUAACUGCCUUCAGUGCCUGGACAAGACGAAUGAAAGUGCCCUUGUGAAGGAAAAAGAGCUGUCAAUCGAACUUGCAAACAUCAGGGAUGAAAUUGCCUUCCAUACAGUCAGGUGUGAGAAGCUGCAGAAGGAGAAGGAGGAGCUGGAACGGGGCUUCGAGGACGAGGUGAGGAGGCUGGGCUGGCAGCAGCUGGCCGAGCUCCAGGAACUGGAGGAGCGGCUGCAGCUGCAGUUCGAGGCGGAGACGGCACGCCUGCAGGACGAGCACCGCGACCAGCUGCUGCGGACUCAGUGUCAGCACCAGGAGCAGGUGGACGAUCUCACCGCCAGCCAUGAAGCUGCUCUCCUGGACAUGGAGAACACCCACACGGUCGCCAUCACGGUCCUGCAGGACGCCCAUGACCACAAAGUCCAAGAACUGAUGUCCACCCACGAGCUUGAAAAGAAAGAGUUGGAAGAAAAUUUUGAAAAACUGCGGCUGUCACUACAGGACCAGGUGGAUACACUGACCUUCCAGAGCCAGUCUCUGCGGGAUAGAGCCCGUCGCUUCGAAGAGGCUUUGAGGAAAAACACAGAGGAGCAGCUGGAGAUUGCAUUGGCUCCCUAUCAGCACCUGGAAGAAGACAUGAAGAGUCUGAAGCAGGUCUUAGAGAUGAAAAAUCAGCAGAUCCACCAACAGGAAAAGAAGAUUAUUGAGCUGGAAAAGUUGGCAGAAAAGAACAUUAUCUUGGAAGAAAAGAUUCAAGUUCUCCAACAGCAGAAUGAAGACCUCAAAGCGAGGAUUGACCAGAACACGGUUGUCACCAGACAACUGUCGGAGGAAAAUGCCAAUCUCCAGGAAUACGUUGAGAAGGAGACGCAGGAGAAGAAGAGAUUGAGUCGAACCAACGAAGAGCUGCUUUGGAAGCUCCAAACGGGGGACCCUACCAGCCCCGUCAAACUCUCCCCCACAUCCCCCGUGUACCGCGGCUCCUCCUCGGGACCUUCAUCCCCGGCCAGAGUCAGCACGACACCCAGAUGACGCCGCCAUGCAGCCCCCGGGAGCCCCGGCUUCUCGUCCUCCGAGCGUGCCCACCCCGGGGGGUCCUGCCCAGGGGGCCGCCGGAGCUGGCCCUGCGCGCAUGCCCAGUAGCUGCACCCUAGGCCGUGUCCUCCUCUGACCCCCGUGUAAGACUGUCUCGGUGUCGGCAUUUAGGGACGCGUAAUCGGUAGAGUCUGGUGUGCUAAAAGUUUUACCCUAGUUAGAGCCAAAAGAGAGACACUUCCAAUUGUCCUUGAGCGAUGAACUCCCACUGCAGAAUUUCAGGUUAGUUACAAAUAGCUCCGUUUUCAAUAUACAUUGAAUAACCAUUGUGUACUGCACCGAGAUGUGUGUAUAUUUAGAUACACGCAUAUACACAUUCGGCGA